Messenger RNA from Rubroshorea leprosula, 1369 nucleotides. Lineage: Eukaryota; Viridiplantae; Streptophyta; Magnoliopsida; Malvales; Dipterocarpaceae. The record is from the annotation of a GenBank genome assembly.
GUAGCUAAAGGAUACUCUCAGAUGCUAGGAAUAGACUUUGAUGAGACUUUCAAUCCUGUUCUCAAAUCAACCACACUUCGCUUGGUUAUUGCAUUGGCAACCAUACUUCCUCGGCCUCUCAGACAAUUAAAUGUGAAGAAUGCAUUUCUUCAUGGAAAACUUAAAGAAAUAGUCUAUAUGACUCAACCACCAGGUUUUGAAAACCCAAAGCAUCCUAAUUAUGUUUGUCAACUUAGCUCAUCCAUCUAUGGCCUUAAACAAGCACCAAGGGCAUGGUUUGGUACAUUCACUUUACAUCUUUUGAAAUUGGGGUUUAAGUGUAGUCCAAUUGACUCUUCUCUAUUUGUGCUUCAUACUAGUCAAGGUAAUGCCCCACUACUCCUUUAUGUUGGUGACAUUGUUCUUACCGCGAGUUCAGAAAUCUUGCUACAAAAAAUAAUUGAUCAUCUUAUGAGUGCGUUUGCACUCAAAGAUCUUGGAACACUCAAUUAUUUCCUUGGUAUCGAGGUUGUCAAGUUUAAUGGGGGAAUUUUCUUAUCUCAAGCAAAGUGUGCAACUGAUCUCCUCACUCGGAUUGCUAUGCUUGAAGCCUCCAUUAUAUCAAAGCCAUUGGCUGUCAAGGAAAACACCACUUCAAGGGAUAAGGAGCUCAUUGAUGCAAAGGAAUAUAGGAAAAUUGUUGGUGCUCUACAAUAUCUAACUAUCACUCGAGUUGACAUUUGCCAUGCCAUUAACAAAGUAUGUCAAUUUAUGCAAAGUUCCACUCUUACUCAUUUACGUCAAGUUAAACGGAUUUUAAGGUAUAUUAAGGGUACACUACACUAUGGCCUUUGGUUUUAUUCUAACAGUCCUUUGUCCUUAACUGGCUUCUGCGAUGCUGAUUGGGUAGGCUGUACAACUACAAGAAGGAGUACAACCGGUUUCUGUAUUUUCCUCGGAGCAAACUGCAUCUCUUGGUCCUCCAAAAAGCAACUAACUGUUGCACGCUCCACUGCUAAAGCAAAGUACCAUGCAUUAGCUUCCACUACGACUGAAAUAGUCUGGAUUACCUAUCUGCUACGAGAUAUUGGAAUUUCCUUAUCAUCACCUCCUCAAUUGUUUUUAGAUAACAUUAGUGCUCUCUGCAUAUGUCUAUCAAUCCAGUUUUUCAUGCCCGAACCAAACACAUUGAGCUAGAUUACCAUUUCUUUUGGGAAAAAGUGGCAAUUGGUACCCUGGUGACAAGAUAUAUCUCUAGCACCGACCAACUUGCAGACAUACUUACAAAGCCACUGCCUUAUGCAUAGUUUUAAGCUGUUAAGAUUCAAACUGGGCGUGGUGCCUCACCCCACUACAGUUUUGAGGGGGAGUAUAAAGACAAAGGAAAAAU